This is a messenger RNA of Diprion similis, 557 nucleotides long. RefSeq names its product probable DNA-directed RNA polymerases I and III subunit RPAC2 (gene l(2)37Cg). NCBI's taxonomy places the organism in Eukaryota, Metazoa, Arthropoda, Insecta, Hymenoptera, Diprionidae. Gene Ontology annotation, molecular function: DNA binding; DNA-directed RNA polymerase activity; protein dimerization activity. The coding region runs from base 121 to 420 and encodes 99 amino acids. The record is from RefSeq and is a predicted model, not a curated record. Gene Ontology annotation, cellular component: RNA polymerase III complex; RNA polymerase I complex. Gene Ontology annotation, biological process: DNA-templated transcription. The transcript is spliced from 3 exons.
CAAAAGCAAAAGAGAAGAUUUUUGUAAACGCGUUGACAUUCCGGACUGAAACAGUGAGAGAUCAGUGACAUAUUUCUUUACAAGCAUCACUGAAAGUCUGACUUCCCAAUCUAUUUUCAAAUGGGACGUUUAGCAGAGCUUGCCGGAGAUGAGGAGUCUGGAGAAAAAUCACAAACUUUUGUAUUCCAGGAUGAGGGUCAUACUUUAGGAAAUGCUCUUCGAUCAAUUAUUGCUCAAUAUCCAGAUGUUCAAUUCUGUGGUUAUACCGUGCCCCAUCCUGCAGAGACUAAGAUGCACUUCAGGAUACAGGCAAAGUCUGGUCGCGCUGUUGAUAUAUUAAGAAAAGGAUUGGAAGAUCUGGAGAAAGCCUGCGAAUAUACCGCCAAAGCCUUUGACACUGCAUGGCAGGCCUCCCGUUAAUAUUUACACGAAUGCCUUAUUUGGAUUCAACUGUGACAUACAAGUAAUGUUUGUAUUAUAAAUCCUCUUUUACGACUUGAAACAGUGAACCCCAUUUGUCAUCAGUUUUGAAUCAAUUUUGUGUCACUACCUCGAGU